AUGGCUGUACAAAUCCACAUUGUCCGCCACGCGGAAUCUGUCCAUAACGUCUCUAAAGACUUCACCCAACGUGAUCCAAGCCUAACACCGCUCGGCCUUCAACAAGCUGCCCAGCUUAUCCAUGAAUUCCCCUCCUCCUCCCACGUCGCGGUAAUCAUCACCUCCCCGCUACAACGCGCUAUUCAAACCACCCUCGCUGCAUUUCCACACGUGCUGGAUAAACGCUACUUCAGUCCUCAGUCGGGGCAAGGCAUUGAGAAUGGCUCAUUGCUUGUUAUAGACCCAGACUUGCAAGAACGGAGUGCCUUGCCGUGUGAUACCGGUUCCUCUCGCGAAGUUCUAGAGGAUGUCUUCCGUAUAGAUUUCAAUGAUUUGGCGGAGAACUGGCAUACAAAGGAGGGGCUGUACUCCCCAGAUGACGCUGCUGUGAAAGAGCGGGCAAAACGCGUGAGAUCUCGUGUUGCUGAAGUAGUGGACAAUUUGAAGGAUAAGGAAGAGAGACAGGUUGUGAUUGUGACACACGGUGUUUUCAUGAAAUUCUUGGUCGAGGAUCCCGAGAUUGACCUGCCAAAAGCGGGGUGGAAGAGUUACACUGUUGGGAAGAAUAACUCUGGCGAUAUUCUUCUUCCGAUUUAA
Penicillium brevicompactum is the source of this 636-nucleotide messenger RNA. Its product is annotated as histidine phosphatase family protein. Gene Ontology annotation, cellular component: cytoplasm. The transcript has a single exon. The record is from RefSeq and is a predicted model, not a curated record. Gene Ontology annotation, molecular function: phosphatase activity. Bases 1 to 636 code for a protein of 211 amino acids. Lineage: Eukaryota; Fungi; Ascomycota; Eurotiomycetes; Eurotiales; Aspergillaceae.